AUGGAUAACACAACACGUCCAUCGACAAUUUCACCGGAAUUUUCACUCUACGCAGAAAAAAACAAUCUCUUCGAGCUCUUUCAGCGAUGUACGUCAUCAUUGCUUAUCGAUCGGCCGGAUGAUCCGUUGACAUAUCUAAUUGAUUUGCUUAACAAGGAUUUCGAUGCACCGAAAAUCAUUAUUCUUGGCCCACCGGCGUCGGGCCGCCAUACUAUUGCAAAAAUGUUGCAGAAGAAACUCAAUGCAGUUGUAAUCGAACCGAGCAAACUUCUACAAAAUAUUCCACCGAAAUUCAAAGAUCAAUUGCCGCCGAAUGCAAAUUCCAAUAAUAUCUCUGCAUCGUUCUGGGCAGAGUUGUAUGAGCAUCGUUUCAAAGAUUUCGAUUGCUUUCGUCAAGGAUGGAUCCUAGUCGAUUUCCCCGCUAAUCGAGAGCAGACGUUAGCAUUACAAUCAAGAGGAAUCUUUCCGAAACAUGUCGUAUGUUUGGAAGCACCGGAUACUGUUUUGAUCGAACGCGCUGUUGGAAAACGAAUUGAUCCGGAAACACAAGAUGUUUAUCACAUAACAUGGAACGUUCCAAGUUCACAUAUUGUUCAAGAACGCUUAGUGCAAUUAGAAGAAAACUCUGAAAAGCAAAUGAUUUUACGUCUAAAAGAGUAUCGAAGAAACAUCGAUGGUGUGAAAGAUUGUUUCAAGUCAAUUCUACGUGCAAUCAAUGCUGAUCAACCGUUGAACGAUAUUUUUGCUCAAGUUCAUUCUUACAUCAGCCGAAAACCCCGCUCAGUCGUACCACGUACUCCAAGGGUUGUUAUUCUUGGACCAACUGGCAGUGGACGGAAGACAGUGGCAAUAAAAAUUUCACAAAAAUACGAUAUACCUCUAAUAUCGAUUCCAACGUUGAUCAAACAACAAAUCGCCAAUAAAACAUCUAUCGGUAACACUAUGAAGCCGUAUGUAGCUCGACAAUCAUUAGUUCCUGAUGGUUUACUGAUGCAAUUAAUUCGAGAACGUUUGAAUCAGAAGGAUUGUACUACAAAAGGCUGGAUUCUAAUUGGCUUUCCUCGUACACGUGAACAAGCAGAAAGCUUAGCACGCACAUCUAUUACUGCACCGAAUCGAAUUUUCUUUCUGGACAUUCCGCUUGACGUGGCUUUGGAACGGUUGAGUCAACGAUCAUUGGAUCCCAUCACUGGCGGUCGUUAUCAUUCGCAUGAUCAUCCUGUCUCGAGUAGUGAGAUAAAACGACGUUUAGUUCAACAUCCAACUGAUAAUAAUGAAAUCGUACGAAAACGUUACGAAGAAUAUAUGAUUUAUCACGAUGAAUUGCAAGAAUUCUAUUCCCAACAGGACGCCAUUCAUGUUCCUGCCGAUCAAGAUGCUUACACUGUCUUCGAAGCGAUCGAAUCUGGCAUUCUAAAUCCACUAAGUAAAGAUGAAUACUAG
Messenger RNA from Adineta ricciae, 1443 nucleotides. The record is from the annotation of a GenBank genome assembly. NCBI's taxonomy places the organism in Eukaryota, Metazoa, Rotifera, Eurotatoria, Adinetida, Adinetidae.